Messenger RNA from Aspergillus campestris IBT 28561, 600 nucleotides. RefSeq names its product cytidine deaminase. The coding region runs from base 68 to 505 and encodes 145 amino acids. Gene Ontology annotation, molecular function: zinc ion binding; cytidine deaminase activity. The record is from RefSeq and is a predicted model, not a curated record. The transcript is spliced from 5 exons. NCBI's taxonomy places the organism in Eukaryota, Fungi, Ascomycota, Eurotiomycetes, Eurotiales, Aspergillaceae. Gene Ontology annotation, cellular component: cytosol.
UCUUUCUUCUUUCUUUCUACACUACUCUCACUCAAUAUUCAUCUGACUGCAUUAUCUCACUACCAUUAUGGCCUCCUCAUCUACCCUCUCCGCCCAAGAGCUGGAGACUCUGUCCACCAAGGCCAUCGCUGCCAAGGCCUCUGCAUACUGCCCCUACUCCAAAUUCCGCGUCGGCGCAUGUCUCCUCACCCACUCCGGUGAAUUCAUCCAAGGCGCCAACGUCGAAAAUGCCUCAUUCCCAGUCGGAACCUGUGCGGAGCGAGUCGCAUUCGGCACUGCAGUAGUCGCCGGCCACCAAAACUUCAAAGCCAUCGCCGUCGCUACUGACAUCUCGCCUCCUGCGUCUCCGUGUGGCAUGUGUCGGCAAUACAUGAGGGAAUUUGCGACCCCCUCUUUCCCUAUCUACAUGUAUGACAAGGACGGUAACUACACUGUUACUACUAUGGGCGAGAUAUUGCCUAAUUCGUUUGGGCCUGAUGAUCUUGAGAGCAGUGCCUCAUCGUAGGGUUUUUUGGGAUGGGAUCCUUUUCCUUUUCAGUCAAUGCUGAAUGCUAAGUUGCUUGAGUCUAAGUAUAGGACUUCAUUAGCCAGUAUAGUUUC